AGGCGCUCAUCAAUUAAUUCACCUGCAGGAGAAACUGGUUGGGGAGAAAACCUGCACUGUCUCCCUAGUGGCACGAGUUUGAAACGUGCACUAGAGUAUCGUUCAGCCGUUUUAAAUAUGUGGUGUGAAAUGACUUAAUUGUAAUGUUCAUUAGAACAAGGACACAACACUGGAAAAAAACAGUAAGAUACUAAAUAAAAUUUCCGAUAAGUUAAGUCUUAAUGUUACUUUAAUUAUUUGAUAAUGUCACAAAUUUAAGUAAUUUUAUUGGCGUUUUCAUGUUGUCGAGGUGAGUUAAGUGUUAAAAGAGCAAUAAAAUAUGAAACAAUAUUCUUGUAAAAUCACUUUUUAUUAUUGUAAUAUGUCGUCUUUGUUCUUGUGGUAACAAUUGUAUAUUUUUAUUUUAGUAUUUAUUUCUUCAAACUCUUUGUAUUGUGGCGGCAAUGAGGGCGGAACUUCUUUCUGGACACUUUAAAUCCACACGGAGCUAUUUUGUCUCCUUGUCAUAGCUUCCGCUAUACUUCCUGGUUCGCCGGCGUGAUAGUCUUGACAGUCUGUAAACGUUGUCACUACGUUGGUGGACGUAAUUUACAGAUACAGAACAUGUCUACGGUGGGUUUAAAAUGUCCCGGCUGCGGUUCUUCCAACAUUGUGGAGGACGACCUGCACACUCAAAGGCAGCUGAUUUGUGUGGACUGCGGCGCUGUGGUAUCUGAGGGCGCUUUGACCCACGACACAUUCGAAGGCACAGAUGUGAGCUACAGCCGGACAACAGCGGUGACCAAAAAGCCCUGUUUAAACCAGAUAAAAGGCCAACAGCGAGUCAAAGCCUUAUGCCGAGCCCUUCGAGUCAAUGCCGAAAUUGAGACCCUGUCGAGCACCUAUUUCGCGCAAGCCUAUGAGCAUGAGAGUUUCAUCAAGGUAAGCUUGCAGAAGAAGGAGAACCUGGCCGGCUGCUGUGUGCUGGCCAGCUGCAGGCAGCUCAACUGGCCUGUCACCAUGGGAACCAUCAGCUGUCUGCUGGAGGCUGACACGGUGAUGAUGGGGGCCGUUUUCCAGAACAUGAUCAAGAUUCUCAAGAUCGAGGCACCACUUGUCAAUGUCACCGACGUGAUGGAGGCACACUGUCAAGAAUACAAAAUCACCUCUCUUGACGUGCAUGAAGACCUUGCUGAGGACCACAAAGACUUGAACAAACGAGCCUUGGCCUUGGUGGAGCUGGCCGCCGAGUCCUGGAUCGUGACGGGACGCAAACCCGUCCCCUUAAUGAUGGCUAUGGUCUAUCUGGCCUGGCAGUCCUUGAACCCCAACCACGUUCGUCUCAAAAUGACCCUGGAGAAGUUCUGUCUCAUUGCCAAGAUGAGGAAGCACAGAGCCGCGAUGACGAGAGUGGCCGAGAUAAAGCGGGUGCUUUGCAAACUAGGCAAGGAGAUCCCUUGGGUCACGGAUGCGGUGACAUCAGAGAAUGUUGUUAAGCACGUGGAGGAUAUCGUCAAGAAUAGGUACGCUUUGUUACGGAGGGCUUUGAAGACCCACGAGUUAGCUUUGCAGGAGGAGAGUGAAGAGCCCUCUGAGACUGAAGGUCAGACAACCUGUGAAAAAGCUAAGCAGACAAAUGGACACAACAAUAAUGAUGAAGCUGAUCAACAUCCACAGCCAAACUGGGGGAAGAGGGUGCUUUUGGCCCCUCCGUGCGUGACUCACCCCAAGAAAAGGAGAGUGCACCCAGAAGGGCUGAAAGAUGUGACGGGUGACGAGGACAUCUCUGACAGUGAAAUUGAGUCGUACAUUCGCACCCCCCGGGAGGCCAGGGAAUUCGCUCUAGCACAGGCAGCAUUCGUAGCGCAGACUGAGACCACCAAAUGAGGUUUUACUCUUUUUCGUUCAUACAAUGAUUUCACAAAAUUUGCACACAUUAAUGCAAUCCAAUGCAAGAGCUGCAGCCAAAAAAAUAUGCCUUAAAAAGAUAGUAAUGCUCAAUUUUGAUUGACACCAUUGUACUACUAGAGGUGUGCAAGGUCAGCAAAAUUCUGUAACACCUACAUAACCAAUGUCUGCAAAAUUAUGCAGAGGUGGUGUGAUUAUAAGAUUUUAUUUUUUUAUAUAUAUUCAUAAUGUAUAAUGCAACCUUUUGUAAAUGGUGUUGGACUAUUGGGUGAACUAUGAAAGUGACUGCAAAUGUAAAUGUUCAUUAAAAAUAUUUGU
Messenger RNA from Dunckerocampus dactyliophorus (ringed pipefish), 2205 nucleotides. It is a transcript of the gene brf2, whose product is annotated as BRF2 RNA polymerase III transcription initiation factor subunit. Lineage: Eukaryota; Metazoa; Chordata; Actinopteri; Syngnathiformes; Syngnathidae. Gene Ontology annotation, biological process: transcription initiation at RNA polymerase II promoter; transcription preinitiation complex assembly. The record is from RefSeq and is a predicted model, not a curated record. Gene Ontology annotation, molecular function: TBP-class protein binding; RNA polymerase II general transcription initiation factor activity. The coding region runs from base 604 to 1866 and encodes 420 amino acids. Gene Ontology annotation, cellular component: transcription preinitiation complex; nucleus. The transcript has 4 exons.